AUGAUUACUUGUUAUAGAGUUGAAGAGGAAAGAUAUAAAGGAACUGGAAAUAGUAAAAUGCUUGAAGAUACAAGUAUUGGAAAGGAGACGAAGGCGAACGAAUUGAAAGUAUUGAUAGAUUCUGGAUUGAAUCCAUUGAUAGCAAUGAGAAAAUGUUGUUUUGUAAAUAAUUUGGAAUGUGCUACAUACUUAAUUGAUAAUGGAAUAGUUCACAUUAAUGAUAUCUGUGAAGAAUCUCACAAUUUUUCAUGGUUACACUAUUGCACUCAUUACAAUAGUAUUGAAAUUGUUAAAUAUUUAAUAGAGAAUGGAAUUGAUGUAAAUAUUAGAGAAUCUAGGAAUGGAAAUACAGCUCAAGAAUGUUUAACAAGGAAUAUCAUUAGCACAAUACUGAACUUUUGCACCAAUCAAGAUUUUCUAAAACAAUUCAUGCAAGAACAAGGAAUUGUUUUGAAAUAUGGAGAAAAUCUACCAAUUUUGGAAUCCAAAUUUAUUGAGCGAGUGAUUUUGAAUAAGGCAAUUGGUGUGAAAAUCAAACCACUGAUCAGAAUAUAUUACAUGCUAUCAAUAUUGAAAAUGAUUGAGAAUUGUGAUGAUAGUGACAGUGAUGGAAAUGAAUCAACUGUUUCGAAUACUAGUAGUAGCUUUGAUUCAAAUGACGGUGGAGAAACUAAGAAGGGAUUUAUGAAAGUAAUUCUUGAAAUUGUAAUUCUGCUAAUGGCACUAGUGCUGGUAAUUAUUACCUUAAAACCAAAUAAAAUGUAA
Naegleria gruberi is the source of this 765-nucleotide messenger RNA. RefSeq lists its product as uncharacterized. The transcript has a single exon. The record is from RefSeq and is a predicted model, not a curated record. NCBI's taxonomy places the organism in Eukaryota, Heterolobosea, Eutetramitea, Acrasida, Naegleriidae. The coding region runs from base 1 to 765 and encodes 254 amino acids. Gene Ontology annotation, molecular function: protein binding.